Molecule: messenger RNA, 408 nt
Organism: Coniosporium apollinis CBS 100218
Lineage: Eukaryota; Fungi; Ascomycota; Dothideomycetes
Exons: 1
Coding region: 1-408 (135 amino acids)
Source: RefSeq, a predicted model, not a curated record
AUGUGCCUCAUCCUCAUCCCGCACUACACCGCCUGCAACCACAUCGUCCCCUCCGAAUCGAUAGACCUCAAACAAUGCAGCCACCUCAUCAACCAACUCCACCGCAUCAACGACCCCCGCGAUCCCUACAACCAGCCCUCCUCUUUUUACAACCCUAACCCCAAUACCUCGGUCACCAACAACCAGCCCCCCUCCGCCGCCGAUCCCUACGAUCCGUCAGUCAGCAACCCCUAUAUCCCCUUCACCCCCCGCCGCCACUGCUACGUCGGCCGGCGCCAGCCCCAGCGCGUGCGUGGGUGGUGUCCGCGAUGCGUGGCGCUGCACCGGCGGCGUGAGAGCCGGAGGUGGGCGGUUGGGGUCGCGGAGAGGGAGGGCUGGCGCUUCAACGGGCUGGGGGGAUAUGCGUAG